CUUUCUUUCUUUAUUAUUUCUCUCCGUAUUAUACUACAAAUCCUUUACAAAAGAAUAUGACAGGACAAACAGUCGAAGGACCAUUCGGUGUAGUUGACAUGGGUUCCAAUGGAAUUCGUUUUAGCAUCGUCAAAUCACUCGAGCGGCAUCUUCCAGUAGCUUAUGAAGAACGAGCACCAAUCUCUUUGUUUGAAUCCCAAGGUGAUGAACGUGUCAUUCCUUCGGAGACGAUCGACCAAGUCAUUACUAGCUUUUUACGUUUCAAGCAGCUGUGUCAACAAGCUAAAGUUAAACCUGAAAACAUCAAUGUCCUUGCAACAGAAGCAACACGUGUGGCUACAAACUCUAAGGAAUUUCUCCAAAAAAUCUUUAAGGAAACAGGCUGGGUUGUAUCUUUGCUGAGUAAAGAACAGGAAGCCUUAAUUUCAGCCGCUGGAAUUGUUGGAUCUUUCUACAGUGUUAAUGGUCUUACUAUGGACCUAGGAGGUGGUUCCGUGGAAUUAAGCUAUGUGACAAAUAAAAGUCAUGAGGAAGAUGAAGGCACUAUGGGAAUUCAAGUCUGCCCGGACCCAAUGUCGAUGCCAUAUGGCGCUGCUGCUCUGAAGCGACGUCUCGAACAAUCCUACAAAAGCAAAAAACGUGAAGCUCUUUAUGCAGAGGUUGAGGAUCAGAUCAGAAAAGCAUUUGUCCAAUCUAAUCCCCCUUCACAUCUUUUGGAGAAAGAUGGUUAUCGAAUGUAUAUGAGUGGUGGUGGAUUUAGAGCAUUGGGAUAUCUCUCCAUGGCUAGGAAGGCUCAAAGCACUGAUUUGCCCGGAAAGCACUCUGAUCGAAGACUCACUUACCCUAUUCCUAUUAUUAAUGGCUAUACCAUGACAGGAGCCGAGCUUGAGGAGUUGGUUACUUACUAUAAGGAUUGGGAGCCUGAAAAACUUGUCAAGAAACUAAAGGUUUUCCGUAUUUCCAAACGAAGAGCAAGCAUGAUUCCGGCCAGUUGUUUCCUGCUUUCUGCCAUCAUGAAGGUCAUUAAAAUUAGCCGAGUAUAUUUCAGUGAAGGAGGCGUGCGCCAAGGUUUUUGCUACCAAAAGCUGUCGGUGGCUGAGCAGCAAAAGGAUCCUCUCUUGGAAGGCAUCAAGGCUUACACCUCUCAGUCUUUAUAUCACCUAACUCCCAAGGAUCAUAACAAAAUAUUCGAAUUCAUUGUUGGUGGGCUUCCUAAGGUCUAUCUGAACCCUUCUCAUCCUCUUCAGUUGCAUCGUCUCUUACCUGCUGCGAUUCACAUUGCCAACAUGACCUCACACUUUCCUAAAGAAUCAAGAGCAUUUGUAGCCUUCCAUAUGCCUCUCGCUAGUGGUCCUCUUGCCAAUGUACCUGGGCUAGACCAUUAUGAACGUGCCGUUUUGUCUCUGCUAAUGGCUUAUAGACAGGGAGGAGCUGUUCCGGACCCUAUCUUUUACACUAUCCAAAAGAUGGUUGGGCGCAAUGGUAUUGAUGUUUGCAAGUACAUCGGAAGACUUAUGGAGCUAGUAUUCACUGUUUCUCCUUUGGAAGGCGGUGCUGAGCUUCUUCUCAAUAGCGGACUUACGCUCUCCAUGAUGCCUGUCGAAGAGGGUUGCAUUAGGUCUAGUAAUGAUGAUAGUGAUACGGCCGAUGAAGAUGGUAAUGGUAGCGAAGAAUACUAUCCACCUAUACGCUUGGUCGUCACACUACCCAAUAAGUAUUCUCCUAUGGUUGAUGCUCCUGCGGUCAUGUCCGUUAUCGAAAGUUUCGGCAAGAACAUUCAUAGCAAGAAAUAUGAUAUGGACGAUGAAUUCCGCCCUCAACACUUCCAACUAUUUGGCGUUUCAGUUGUUGAUCCAUUAGAGUAAAUUAUAAUACAAGCUACACCUUAAUAAAUAUAUAAUUCAAUUUAAAAUU
Phycomyces blakesleeanus NRRL 1555(-) is the source of this 1914-nucleotide messenger RNA. RefSeq lists its product as hypothetical. Gene Ontology annotation, biological process: regulation of transcription by RNA polymerase II. The transcript is spliced from 2 exons. The record is from RefSeq and is a predicted model, not a curated record. Bases 57 to 1865 code for a protein of 602 amino acids. NCBI's taxonomy places the organism in Eukaryota, Fungi, Mucoromycota, Mucoromycetes, Mucorales, Phycomycetaceae.